This is a messenger RNA of Myotis lucifugus (little brown bat), 1383 nucleotides long. RefSeq names its product translocase of outer mitochondrial membrane 40 (gene TOMM40). Gene Ontology annotation, molecular function: transmembrane protein transporter activity. Gene Ontology annotation, biological process: protein import into mitochondrial matrix. Bases 89 to 883 code for a protein of 264 amino acids. The record is from RefSeq and is a predicted model, not a curated record. Lineage: Eukaryota; Metazoa; Chordata; Mammalia; Chiroptera; Vespertilionidae. The transcript has 8 exons. Gene Ontology annotation, cellular component: mitochondrial outer membrane; mitochondrial outer membrane translocase complex.
GAGAUGGGAGAGCUGAGACGAGAGUAGGGGGUGGGGGUGUGGGUGUGGGUGACAGUAUUUCUCUUCUUCAGAGCUGUUUCCUAUUCAGAUGGAAGGUGUCAAGCUCACAGUCAACAAAGGGCUGAGUAACCAUUUCCAGGUGAACCACACAGUAGCCCUCAGCACAAUCGGGGAGUCCAACUACCAUUUCGGGGUCACGUACGUGGGGACAAAGCAGCUGAGUCCCACGGAGGCAUUCCCCGUGUUGGUGGGUGACAUGGACAAUAGUGGCAGCCUCAAUGCUCAGGUCAUUCACCAGCUGGGCCCCGGCCUCAGGUCCAAGAUGGCCAUCCAGACCCAGCAGUCAAAGUUCGUGAACUGGCAGGUGGACGGGGAGUACCGGGGUUCUGACUUCACAGCAGCCGUCACCCUCGGGAACCCAGACGUCCUGGUGGGUUCAGGAAUCCUCGUGGCCCACUACCUCCAGAGCAUCACGCCGUGUCUGGCACUGGGCGGAGAGCUGGUCUACCACCGGCGGCCUGGGGAGGAGGGUACUGUCAUGUCUCUAGCUGGGAAAUACACAUUGAACAACUGGUUGGCGACAGUAACGUUGGGCCAGGCGGGCAUGCACGCGACAUACUACCACAAAGCCAGCGACCAGCUGCAGGUAGGCGUGGAGUUUGAGGCCAGCACAAGGAUGCAAGACACGAGCGUCUCCUUCGGGUACCAGCUGGACUUGCCCAAGGCCAACCUCCUCUUCAAAGGCUCCGUGGACAGCAACUGGAUCGUGGGCGCCACGCUGGAGAAGAAGCUCCCGCCCCUGCCCCUGACGCUGGCCCUCGGGGCCUUCCUGAAUCACCGAAAGAACAAGUUCCAGUGUGGCUUUGGCCUCACCAUCGGCUGAGCCCCUCCUGGCUCCUGCCUCCCACUCCCUCCCUCCUUGAGAUUCCCCCUGCUCCUCCCCCCAACAGAGGGGAGACCUACGCGCCCCUCCCUCUCCCUUCCCUCCCUCCUUGGUGGUCAGGGGGGCAGCGGAAAGGAGGGGGCCAUCACCCCAGCAGCUGAGGGGGGAAUUCUAGAACCACGGGCGCUUCAGGACUCGGAGCACCGGGGGCUGUGUGCCCAGUGGACCUGGGGCCCAGAAGGGGUUCUGGAAUCGAGGGGCACGCCAGAUUCUGAGCACCAGGGGCAGAGGCUGCCAGACAACCUCAGGGAGGUGUUGGGGCAUCGCCACCACCCCCCAAAGAUCAUGGGGCCCCGCCCCAAGGGGGCAGCAAGAAGAGGAGCUUCCCCAUCCCAGGUCUGCCCUCCACCCACUUUCCCAUCCACUCCUCGGUAUAAAUCAUGUUUAUAAGUUAUGGAAGAACUGGGACAUUUUACAGAAAAAAAACAAAAAAUAUACAU